Molecule: messenger RNA, 957 nt
Organism: Prorocentrum cordatum
Lineage: Eukaryota; Dinophyceae; Prorocentrales; Prorocentraceae
Source: the annotation of a GenBank genome assembly
ACUCUCAAUGGAAGUCUCGAGUGUACCCCUCUCGCUGCCCCCAUCCCACGAGCGCCAGUUGCGCGUGCCGCCAACAUGGCUCAAGCGGGUGGGCUCCUGGCGGUGCCGAGCGCCAUGCGAUCAUUGCACGCCUUGCCGUGUAGAUUGUUUGGCAUUGUUUGGUGCUCGUGCUGCGCAGCGUUGCUCCACGGAUCGCCGCGGUUGGGUUUGAGCGACGCCGCACGCACCGUGGUGCUGGUGUUGUUCGACAGCAAGAGGCUGGAUCAGUGGCCCGGCUUCCUCGCCUACUAUGCGAAUUCUGGGACUCCCAUUGGUGCGUUGGACGUAGUUUGCAUGGACCGGGGCAGCAAGGAGAUGAUGGAUAAUUUCACCCGGGAGCGCCCAGGAUUUGUGAGGAAGGUACAGAUUGCCUACGGCCCAAACUCCGAGUCCACGCGAGUCAAGGCUGGCAGCCCUCGAAGGCUCUGGCCUCCCGACAAUUACCAAAGGGAUAUCUUCGUUUUCAUAGAGCAGAGGUUGAAGGCUGGUGAGCACGUAAUUCACUUGGACCUGGACGCGUACCCGAUCCAGGACGUCUGGCGUUUCUUCGUGCUCGGCGCGCCCUCCUCGGUUGGCGAGCCCAGAGCUUCCGCAGAUGUGAUUGCUGGUUGCGACUGCUUUGGGCCUGGCCGACUAGAGCACCUUUGCGCGCUGAAUCCUGGCGUCUCGUUCUACCGCGCCAGCGCGGGGACGCUCAAGCUGGUACAGGGUGUGUUGGACAUUUGGGACAGUUGCGCUGACCAGAAGAAGAUUAUGGACUGCGUCGGUGCUCCUGGACGCCAAGGGGGCGACUCGGGCAUGAUUCAGGGCCGCUGGAAAAGCAGCCAAGAGGGGUCGGACAUGUUCAUGUUGAACAAGCAGAUUAUCCAAGGAUCUGGGGAAAUGCACCUGGGUGCACCGGAAGAGCAAAAACGAUAA